This is a messenger RNA of Equus caballus (horse), 5583 nucleotides long. The record is from RefSeq and is a predicted model, not a curated record. NCBI's taxonomy places the organism in Eukaryota, Metazoa, Chordata, Mammalia, Perissodactyla, Equidae.
UCUGGGUUGUCGGCGCUGUCGUGCUGGGACGAGUCGGGCAGCGCGGCGCGGAAGGAGCGUGGCCUGCUGCUUUCUAUCGCGACAGCCAGGAGCGGGCUGGACGCGGGGAAGCGGAGGGUGAGGCGUGUCUCCGCCCCGGGACGGAGGCCGGCGGUGUCUGGAACCGCGGGCCUUAGCACGCCAGCGUGUGUGUGUCUGUGUGUGUGACCACAUGAGAAAGUGGCGAUUGUCUCUCCAGCCGAGAGAGUGGUUGUGUGAAGCUGUGCGGAUGCCCCUUCGUUUAACGAUGUCGUUGAUUGUCUUUCUGUGUCUGUCCCCUCCUCAACUGUGCCCAGCCGGGAACCGAUACGGGGCGGGCACCGGUAGGGUGAGAAAUGCUCACCCUGAGGCCAUUUGUGGGUUCGAGGGUUUCUGGAAGCUUGUGGUUGUGAGGUCUCUGUGGCUGAGUGCCCCCUCUCCUUGUAGCCACGGGGACCCAGGUUCCCUGGAAAUGGCCCCGUCCUAUGUGGGAAGAUAGAAAGGUGAGUCCCAGACUGAAGAUUCCAGACAAAGAAACUUGUCUGCAGGUCACCGACCUGAUCUCAGAAUGAGAAUUUUAGAGCCAGAAACAGCCCCCAGUUCGGGGGUCUGAGAAGAAAGGAGACAGAAUCGAGGUAGUAAGGUUCCCGUCUCUCCCCUCGGGAAUCCACCUGGGGAGCCCUUGGGGGUUCUCGACCUCCGCUCUGGUUCCCGGAGGGGCAGCUUUGCUCGAGUCUCUCUCUGAGCUUCCGCGGCAGGGCUACUUUAGCUCGAGGGGUGGGAGUAGAAGUUUGUUUCUAACAAGUCGCUCUGGGCUCAAAGAAAGGCUUGGUGUCUCGGGAUUCUUUGUCCCUUACCAACUCGCGGCCUUCUCUUACGCGGGUGACCAGAGAGCAAAGGAGGAGCAGCUGUUGGACAACUGAGAGUUUUAUCCAGGGUGAGUUGUUAUUCUCUCUUCUGUCUCUGAAGUGCUUUCUGGUUAUAUUUCAAAAUACUGUCAACAUUUGCAUCCUUUUAGUGAUCUGGUGCUUGGGCCUUGCUGUUCCCAAGAAUGAUGGGAGCAGAAGGAAUGGACCCAAAGACGCUCUUCCACUCCAUCGCUGCCCUUUUGACCUGAGGACUCUGCAUUUCUCCACGAGAAGAAGCCGGAGGAAGACUCAAAAGUUGCAGUUCUAAGCCAUGCCCCAUAGGUUGGUGUUGUUCAGGGAUGUGGCUGUGGACUUCUCUCAGGAGGAGUGGGCGUGCCUGGACUCGGAACAGAAGGAUCUGUACAGAGAUGUGAUGCUGGAGAACUACAGCAACCUGGUCUCACUCGCAGGAUUUUCCAGUUCUAAGGCAGACAUGCUGUCCUUAUUGGAGCAAGGGAAAGAGCCCUGGAAGGUUGUGCAGGAUGUGGCAAGAAGUCAGAGCUCAGACUUAGGAUCCAGGUGUAAGAGCAAGAACCUCUCAUCAAAAAGAGAAAUUUAUGAAAUAGAAUCAUCUCAAUGGGAAAUAAUAGAACAACUUGCAAGCCAUAAGUGUGAGUGUAAAAGUUUUCGAGAUGAUAGGGAAUGCAAAGGCCAGUUUGAAAGCCAAUUAGGAAAUAAAGAGGAACUUCUCAGGCAAUUAGUCAUCACUUAUGAAGAAAUUCCCAAUUUUAGCCAGACUGAUACAUCCCUUACAUUAAAACAGAGAAUUCAUUCUAUUGAGAAAUCCUAUGAAUGUAAAGCAUGUAGAAAAUACUUCAUCCAUGGCUUUCAAUUGACUGAACAUCAGAAAAGUCAUUCUGAUGAAAAGUUCUAUGAAUGUAAAGUAUGUGGAAAGGCCUUUAUUCGAGGCUCACAACUUACUUACCAUCAGAGAGUUCAUGUUGCUAAGAAACCAUAUGAAUGUAAGGAAUGUGGAAAAGCCUUUAUUUGUGCCUCGCAACUUACUUAUCAUCAAAGAAUUCAUACAGGGGAAAAGCCUUAUGAAUGUAGAGAGUGUGGAAAGGCCUUUAUUCGUGGCUCUCAUCUUACCCAGCAUCAAAGAAUUCAUACUGGUGAAAGAUCAUAUGAAUGUUAUGAAUGUGGGAAGGCCUUUUUUCGUGGCUCUCAACUUACUUACCAUCAGAGAGUUCAUACCUCAGAGAAACCAUAUCAAUGUAAGGAAUGUGGAAAGGCCUUUAUUCGUGGCUCCCAACUUACUGAGCAUCAGAGAAUCCAUACUGGUGAGAAACCCUACGAAUGUAAGAAAUGUGGGAAAGCCUUUAGUUAUGGCUCACAGCUUACUCUACAUAAUAGACUUCAUACUGGUGAAAAACCCUAUAAAUGUAAAGAUUGUGAGAUGGCCUUUAUUCGUGGCUCACAACUUACGGAACAUCAGAGGAUCCAUACAGGUAGGAAACCACAUGAAUGUAAGCAAUGUGGAAAGGCCUUUAACUAUGGCUCACAGCUUCUUCGACAUCAGAGGAUUCAUACUGGUGAGAAACCCUAUGAAUGUCAAGAAUGUGGGAAAUCAUUUAUUCGUGGCUCACAACUUACUGAACAUGAAAAAAUUCACACUGGUGAAAAACCCUUCGAAUGUAAGGAAUGUGGGAAAGCUUUUAUUCGUGGCUCACAUCUUACUCAGCACCAGAGGAUUCAUACUGGUGAAAAACCCUAUGAAUGUAAAGAGUGUGGUAAGGCCUUUAUUUAUGGCUCGCAGUUGACUCAACAUCAAAGAAUUCAUACAGGUGAGAAUCCCUAUGAAUGUAAGCAGUGUGGGAAGAUCUUUAUUUGUGCCUCACAACUUUCUCUACAUCAGAUUUUUCAUACUGGUAAGAAAGCAUAUGAAUGUGAGGAAUGUGGUAAGGCUUUUAUUCGUGGCUCACAGCUAAUUUACCAUAAGAGAGUUCAUACUGGCGAGAAGCCCUAUGAAUGUAAUGAAUGUGGGAAAGCAUUUAUUCGUGGUUCACAUCUUACUCAGCACCAGAGAAUUCAUACUGGUGAGAAACCAUACAAAUGUAAUGACUGUGGGAAGGCCUUUAAUCGUGGCUCACAACUUACUCAACAUCAGAGAAUUCAUUCUGGUGAGAAGCCUUAUAAAUGUAAUGAAUGUGGUAAGGACUUUAGACGACAUACUUACUUAACUCAACAUCCCAGAUGUCAUUCCCCUGAGAAACCUUAUAAAUGUAAGGAAUGUGGGAAGGCCUUUAGACGAGCCUCACACCUAACUCAACAUCAGAGUAUUCAUACUGGUGAAAAACCCUAUGAAUGUAAGCAAUGUGGGAAAGCUUUUAGUCGUGAUUCACAGCUCAGUCUUCAUCAGAGACUUCAUACUGGUGAGAAACCCUAUGCAUGCAAGGAAUGUGGGAAGGCCUUUACUCAGAGCUCACAACUUAUUUUACAUCAUAGAAUUCAUACAGGUGAAAAACCAUAUAAAUGUGAAGAAUGUGGAAAAGCCUUUAUUCGUAGUUCACAACUUACCCGACAUCAAAAAGUCCAUACUGGUGAGAAACCUUAUGAAUGUAAAGAAUGUGGGAAGGCCUUUACUCAGAACUCACAACUUACUCUGCAUCAGAGACUUCAUACUGGUGAGAAACUCUACGAAUGUAAAGAAUGUAGGAAAGUCUUUACUCAGCUCUCACAACUUAUUCUGCAUAAGAGAAUUCAUACUGGUGAAAAACCCUAUGAAUGUAAGGAAUGUGGGAAAGCUUUUAUUUGUGGCUCACAGCUUUCUCAACAUCAGAAAAUUCAUAAUGGGGAAAAGCCAUAUGAAUGUAAGGAAUGUGGAAAGGCCUUUAUUCGUGGCUCAUUACUUAUGCAACAUCAGAGGAUUCACACUGGUGAAAAACCCUAUAAAUGUGAGGAAUGUGGGAAGGCCUUUAUUCGCGGCUCACAACUUACUCAACACCAGAGAAUUCAUACCAAUGAGAAGCCCUAUGAAUGUAAGGAAUGUGGAAAGACUUUUAGUCAUGGUUCACAACUUACUCAGCAUCAGAGAAUUCAUACUGGUGAGAAACCCUAUCAAUGUAAGGAAUGUGGAAAGGCCUUUAAUCGUGGUUCACUCCUUACUCGGCAUCAGAGGAUUCAUACUGGUGAAAAACCCUAUGAAUGUAAAGAAUGUGGGAAGACCUUUAGUCGUGGCUCAGAACUUACUCAACAUGAGAGAAUUCACACUGGUGAGAAACCCUAUGAAUGUAAGGAAUGUGGGAAGUCUUUUAUUCGUGGCUCACAGCUUACUCAACAUCAGAGAAUCCAUACUGGUGAGAAACCCUAUGAAUGUAAAGAAUGUAGAAUGGCCUUUACUCAGAGUUCACAUCUUUCUCAACAUCAGAGACUUCAUACUGGUGAGAAACCGUAUGUAUGUAAUGAAUGUGGGAAGGCCUUUGCUCGUGGCUUACUACUUAUACAGCAUCAGAGAAUUCAUACAGGUGAGAAACCAUAUCAGUGUAAGGAAUGUGGGAAGGCCUUUAUUCGUGGUUCACAACUUACUCAACAUCAGCGAAUUCACACUGGAGAAAAACCCUAUGAAUGCAAGGAAUGUGGAAAGGCCUUUAGUCAUGGCUCCCAACUUACUCUACAUCAGAGAAUCCAUACUGGUGAGAAACCCUAUGAAUGCAAAGAAUGUAGAAAAGCCUUUACUCAGAGCUCACAUCUUUCUCGACAUCAAAGAAUUCAUACUGGUGAGAAACCAUACCAAUGUAAGGAAUGUGGGAAAGCCUUUACUCGUGGUUCACAACUAACACAACAUAAGAGAAUUCAUAUCAGUGAGAAAUCUUUUGAAUAUAAGGAAUGUGGGAUAGACUUCAGUCAUGGCUCACAAGUUUAUAUAUGAAUUACCUGAUUCUUUGUGAUUAAUAUAGAAAGCUUUCUCUGGUCAUUAAUCCAUUAUUAUCAAAGAAUUCUUAAAAUGUGAAUAUGGGAGCACAUUUGCCUCACAAAGUUCAGCAUCAGUGAAUUUAUAUGGGGAAAAGAUAAUGUUAAUGUAAUCCAUGUAGAAAAACCUUUCAUUACUGGAACCUGUUAAACUUUAGCACAUUAUAGUAAAGAAUAAUCCUGUUAAUGUAGUAAAUAUAGGAAGGCCUUCAGCUGUACCAUGUGUCUUUUUCAACAUUAUCUUGACUCUACCAGUUGCUUUCCUUUGUGACAUUUAUCAUGGUAAUUAACCUCUGCUUUGGUUUAAUAAUUUGUAAGAUAGACUCAAGAAUAAUACCUUCCUUAUAAGAUUCUUGGAAGUAUUAUGUGAGUUAUUACAUGUAAAGCUCUUAGAACAGUGCCUUGAACAUAGCAUAUCACAUAUAUUAGCUAUCAUUAUUAGUAGUGUUAUUUUAGAGAAUUUGCAUGAGAGGAGGACACUUAUGAAUAUAAUGAAUAUCGAGAAAUCUUUCAUUAACACUUAGCCCCGAUUAUUUGAGUAGGGGGUAUUGUAUGCUGUAAUGAAUGUGAGAAAGCUCUAUUCAGAUCUCAUCCCAUAUGCUUUAAGAGGCAAUUAGUACUGUAAAAAAAAAAAAAAACACAACUGUAGAUUUAAUCAGUGGAUUGUUGUUGAAGGGAUGUGAAGUGAAUUGUAAGAUAGUCCAAAAACUAGUAUUUUCCACCAUCUCAACGAAAACAACGAAAAAAA